Messenger RNA from Durusdinium trenchii, 5460 nucleotides. The record is from the annotation of a GenBank genome assembly. Lineage: Eukaryota; Dinophyceae; Suessiales; Symbiodiniaceae.
AUGGCUGAUGAAGAGAAAGGAUCAUCUGCUUGGUACAAAGUUCCUACAUGGGAUGGGAAUCCUUCGAUCUUCCGGACCUUUCAAAGGGAGAUGAGUUGGUGGAUGACGUCGAUGGACGCAUCGUCGUGCACCAAAUACAAUGUUGCAGCUCGUUGGACAUUGCGCCAGACAGGCAUCGUUCGAGCUCGAUGUGAAGAGUUCACUCCCGAAGAAUUGGCCGGGAAGACUGAAGUGAGGGGUACAGACCCAUCAUCUGGCGAAGAGGUGGUCCUUGUAGAAGCAGACCCUUGGUUUGGCAUCCGCAAACUUAUGAAGGCUCUUGAAGAGAACAUGGAAAGGACCAUCCUCGAUCGAAAAGAUGAACUUCGACGCCAAUUUUACCAAGACCUCAAACGAAACGCUGGCGAGAGAAUCAGCACCUUUUGCACCCGCUUUCGAACGCUUGUGUCGGAGAUGCGUCGAGAAGGCAUUAUAUUGCCAAGCAAGGAGUUGGGUUGGUUCUUGCGAAAUCGCUUGGGGCUCGAUGCAAUUCGAGUCCAGUUGCUUGAUACAACGUUGAGGGGUCGUGAAUCCUAUGAGGAAGUUGAAGCUGAACCAUUGAGAUUCUUCCGUGAUUUGCAUAGUGAAAAUCCUUUGCAUCGGAAGAGCGUCACUGAUAGAUCACCAUUGCUCAGCCGCUUCCUCAGCCAGUCUCAGUCGGGAGCCUCAUCUUACAGAACCUCACUCCCCUCCAGCGGUGGUUCAUCGUCGUUCGGUACUCGGUCGUACAGGUCGACGUCGGUUGGUGGCAGUUCACAGAAGAGUUUUAGACAAUCUCCCAAGCCUCCACCUCCACGAAGUGCCAUGGUUGCUGAAGGGCUUGCUGACGAAGUCCUUGAAGGCGAAGACGAUGAAGAGGAGUUGAUUCCAGAUCAGCCAGAGGCCAAUGCAAGUGGCCUUGAAGAGGUUUUGACGGCGGAAGCCGAAGUGUUGGCGGCAGAGAUUCAGGCUCUUGAAGAAGAGGGCAUGGAACCUGACGUGCUGGAAGCCCUCGAAUGUGGAAAGCAGAGUUCAAUCAGAGCCACUAUUUCGCCAAUGCGUGAGGCUCGCCACAAGAUUGCCGAAAUCAAGAAGGAUCGAGGAUAUGGAAAGCCUAUGAGCCAACCUGCAAAACCUCGAUUCACACGCAAUCAACCCAAGAAUAGCAAUCCCAAGCCUCAGAAGCAAGUGCGUGUGGUUGAAGCUUUGACUACAGAGCUUUCCGCUGACCCCACUGCACCUGCGGAUGAAGCUCAUGAAGUGUUGACAUUGUCUCGUGUGAGUCGUCCAUCCACGUUGUCGGAAGCCUUGCGCCAAUCGAACGAAGUCCAUGUGAGCCAAUUGGCCUCCCUAUCCAUGGACAAACGACUGAUGGAUUUGGUCCUCAUUUGGGUAUCCAUCAUUCCAGUUGAGAGUUUGGGUUUGGGACUACUUCUGGGACGGGAUUGGUUGGAUGGAGUUGGUUGCGUGUUGAGCUUUUCCAAGAAGAUCAUGAGGGCUGAUGGCAGGACAUUUUGCAUUGCGAUUGAUCCCUUCGGAGAUGGGGUUGUUGCAUUGCAGAUUGCGCAUCACGAGUGGUUGCAAAGAAAGCUUUUGGCAGUUCAGUUUGUUGGAAACCCUCACCACGAUCCCAAGAGCCAUGAGCAUCUUUUGUCAGAGCAUUCUGUUUGUGCAGCAAAGCUUGUAGGCAUGUCGGUUGAAGCAGGUAGCAAUUCGUUGGAUUUGGCUCGAAGAAUGGCUAGUUUGAACGCCUCACCAAAUUCGACAACAUCCUCUUCAAGCACACCCGAUCGAGACCUCACUCUCGGGAUUGCUCAUGGACGACGUGAUCGACCUCGAAAAUCAACCGGUGGGAAAGUGGCGCAGCAGCCUGAUGCAGUGGCAAUUGCAGGCACAAAACAUGGUGGCCAAUGGAGCGUUGCCCAAGGCUCAUUUCCAAAGAGCCCAGACUCUCCAAAGCUUCACGGCCGCAAAUUUGAAGGAGUGCAUGUGGCUUCGAGACCGCCUCGGUUGGCAGGCCUCGUUUGUGGAAGAUUCCAUGCUUCAAGGGAUGCUGGCAGUUCGCAGUUCAAAAGGAAUCGCCAGCAAGAUUCGCCAGCUGCAGCAGACAAGGCCAAGAAGGAAGGCAAGCAAGCCGAUGCAGUGGAGUACAACGAGAAGACAACAGUCGAGCAGCUCAAGGCGACCAUUCGACCGGUCGUCAAGUUGAUUGCAAGCAAGGAUCCACCCUCGGCCAAAAGCAGUUCAGCAAGUUCACACCAGGAGCCUCCAAAGGGUUUGACAACAGCCUCAACUCGUGCUCCGGAGACCCUAGCGUUGGCCGCUCCUUCCACGCCAGGCAAGACUGCAGCCUCAAGUCCAAUGCCAGGAGUGAAGUUGCAAGACAUCCACGACCUCCUGGCGCAGCAGGAUCAGAAGUUUCAGAGCCUUGAGAAACAGUUCCACCUCGACCAUGCCAAGUGUCGUGAAGUGUUGGCUGUUGAUGGGGCGGAGGAGGAAAAGCCUGAGGAGGAAGGAGGUGCAACCAUGGAUCCGUACGACACAGAGUCAGAGAUCUCUUCAGUUGAUGAGGAUGGUGCACCCGAAGCCAGAGUUUCCUCAGCAGUUCGGCAAGCUGUCAAACGCUUGCAUGAGAACACAGGUCACCGUUCAAACCGUCGCUUGGCAAGGGCUUUGGUUUUGUCUGGUGCCCCCAAAGAAGUGAUCUUGGCGGCCAAAACGUUGAAAUGCAGCUUCUGUGAUGAGAAAAGGCGACCCAAAAGCCAUAGGCCGACGUCGUUGCCUACGCCCAAAGAUGUUUCGGAUCAGGUGCACAUAAACAUCUUUGAGUGUUCAGAUAUCACAGAGCAGCGUUUUUACAUUGUGCAUUGCAUUGACUGGACCAGCAGGUUCCAGAUGGCAGAAGCUUUGGAAUACAAAGACUCCGACAGCAUUGUUCAUUGGUUCCAAGAACGUUGGAUGAGCGUGUUUGGACCUCCAAGGGUCAUUGUGGCCGACCAAGGCGCCUUGGUGCAAUGGUGUAUGCGAGAGAGGUCUGGCACGAUGCAAUACAGGAUUGCAUUGAAGCGGCAUUGCAUGAUGUCAAACGACAGAGCUCCGAAGAUGUUGGCCCAAACCUUCCACCACCUCCGACGCCUUCAAUGGCAGUUGAUCCAAGUCCCUUACCGACAGUAUGCCAAAGACACUGCAAAUCAGUCCGUUCCAGAUGUUGAGCAAGCGCCAAAGCAAUAUGAGAUUUUUGAAAAUAUCCUCAAGAAUGCCACCAUGCAUCCCUUGAGAGCGAUACAACUGCAAGUGGAGAAAGAUAAGAAAGCAGAUGGCAACCUUGCAGUUCAAGACCAUGGCAGCUGGUCAGGCAAGUGGCCUUUGCCCACCCGCACAUCGUGGGAGGCACAUGAGAUCAGUUGCACCCUUUGGCCUUGUGGAGAACACGAAGUCAAUGCAGCCAAGACAACUCGUCGUGAAGUGAAAUGGAAGGACAUCCCCAUGCAUGAGCGAGCUAAAUACCGGAAAGCAGCUGAAACCGGUUGGAAAGUUCAGGUGGACAAUGGUGCUUUUGAGAUUCUUUCAGAUGAGGAGUCCGAGCGCAUCAAGGCAAAGCUGCGAGCAUCCGGUCAGUUGCACAAGAUCCUCACACCUCGGUACAUCUAUACCGACAAGCACGAUGGUCUCAGGUCAGACAGCAACCCGUUGCCCUUGUUGGCCAAUGCACGUGUGGUCAUUCCAGGGUAUAAAGAUGAAACAACAUACUGUGUCCGCAAAGAUGCACCCACAAGUUCUCGCAAUUCGCAACACAUGUUGUUCAUUGUUGCAGCAGCUCGCAAGUGGUGUUUGUGGUCAGCUGAUGUGAAGUCCGCCUUUUUGAAAGGCGAACAUUUCCAAGAAGGUGAGCGUGAGCUGUACAUUUGCAACAUUCGUUGCACCUCUGUUGACGAGCCGAUGCUUCCUUUCAGUGCUGGCGGCUUAGCCCGUGUGCGAAAAGGAGUUUUUGGAUUAGCAGACAGCAUUGUGGUCAGCCACGUCGACGACCUUUUGAUGGGAGGCACAGACCUAGCUGGCAAGUCCCUCAGAGCCCUAGGUGAUGAGCUUGGGUUCGGAUCGCUGGAGACAGGUUGUUUUACGUAUUGCGGCAAACAAAUCAAGCAGAAUGCUGACGUGACCAUUGAGGUCAAUAUGCAGGCCUUCCAUGAGAACGUUCAGCCCAUUGCUGUCCCUGUUCACCGCAAGAAGCAAUUUGAAGCAGCACUCACACCUGCCGAGCAUCGCCAGUUGAGAGCCAUACUGGGAAGCUUACAAUGGUUGGUGACUCAAGUGAGGUGGGACAUGGGAUUCCACCUUAGUGUGUUGCAAGGCGAACCUCCAGUUGUCAAGACAUUGCUCAAAGCGAAUGCCCUGGCCCGUUUGAUGAAACAGGAUGCUGGAUUCAAGCUUCGCUUUGGUCAGAUGGACCUACAAGGUGCUGGCAUUUUGGUGGUGACAGAUGCUUCAUUAGGCAAUGUCACGAGAGCCAGUGGAGCAGAUGGUCCAUUGUACACCAAGGUGUUCAAUCAGGCCGCUUACCUUGUGUUGGUUGCAGAACGCAACCUCAUGAGUGGCAAGCAAGGACGAUUCGGAGUGUUGGAUGCCCGCAGUCACAGACUCACAAGGGUGUGCCGCUCGACAUACGGCGCCGAAUUGUUGGGAUUAAAGGAAUCUCUGGACAUUGGGUUCUUCUCCCGAGGAUUGCUUGCUGAGGUUCAAGGCUUUAGUGUCUUGAAGGGGGACGAGCAGUACAACAGCUUCAUUCCUUUGGGGCUGGUCACAGAUGCAAAAGAUGUAUACGACAAGAACACAUCAGAUAUGCCAACCUACGGAAGCCAGAAAUCAUUGGCUUUUACAGUGGCUUGGAUGCGUGAAGUCCUUCGCAAAGACAAGACGCAGAUCCACUGGACUUUGACCGAAAAUAUGCUGAUAGAUUGCGGUACAAAAGAGAUGAAGUCAAAUCAUCUCAAAGCAGUGCUGCACCAAGGCACAUGGAGCAUUACAUACAACCCUCGGUUUGUCAAGCAAACCACAAAGCCUUUGAAGGCUGCUGCUCCAAAGGGACUUUCUCUCCCCGGUCGACUCCUGAGCGCUGAUGACCCCAUGUUGAGCCAUUUGAUGCGGCUCGCUGAGAGACCCGGCUGGCACUUUCAAGACCCACACGGAAUCCACGUGUGUAGGAACGCAAGAUCCUUUCGCGGUCCGGCUCCGAGAUUCAAUGCUGAAUCAUUUCCCCUCCGAACGACAUAUGCUCGAUUCGACACCGACCACCAAGCUGAGUGGAGAAUCUUGGAGAAGGAUGUGAGAGGUGGCAAGUUGGACAUGAUCGGCGAGACCGCCGAUGUCCUGGUGACGCUUUUCGGGCCAGAUCCAAACCCCAAAAUCAACAAAGAAAUGGAUCAACUGAAGAAGAUUGCUUGA